AUGGUACCCCCUGAUGAAGAGCACCAAGCACAUUUUACGAAGCGGCUCGCGCUUAAGGCCGCACAACAGCACCAGCCUGUUGAAGCAAAGGAGGAAGCGGUUCUCCUGCAAACCUCUCCGGAAGAAAUCCGGUUAGGGUACAUGAAAAAAAGUUAUGUUGAAAAUGUGCCGUCGCAAAGUGAACGUGAAAAUAAAAGACGCAAGACAAGAAAAAGAAAGAAAGAGAAAGAAGCGCAGGGCAGCGGUAGCAUUGAAUGCUCUAUGGUUGCUGAGCGAGCGACCUCCAAUCCUCCUUCUAUUCUAUAUGAGCAAGAAAAAAAACUAACAAGAAGCCCCCCGAUGAAUACCAAUACGAGGGAAGAAGUGAAACAAGGCAUCGAGUUUGAUGGAAAUUUAGACUCCACUAUACCCAAACAGAGUUCAAUGUUAGUCAUAGAAGACACUCCAGGAAACGUUUUAGCCAAUCCUCAUUAUACGACAAAGGAUGGUGACUCCCGUCCCAUUAUAUAUCUAACCGAGGUAGAUAAACCGUGUUUGUUGUACAAUAAGGAUUUUGGUAACACUGCGACAAGCGAAAGUCAGCCAUCCACAGGCGAGGACUUCGGUAGUUUUAGAAGUUGGAACUCUGAUAUAAUCAGAACGACCGCAAAAGAAACUGAAAAAGCAGUAAUAGACGACACAGGUGACACGAGAGAUGGAACAUCUAGCUUCAUAAACGCAGUCCAUGAAGUCAGCAUUGAAAACUCAUGUUUUUCAGACAAUCCCACAAGUACUCAGCUGUCAAACGUUCACCACGUGAUCUCCUCCAGCGGAGAAGAACCUGGACGACCGGAAGUCGUAGAUUUAAAUACAUUAACGCAAGAAUUAGAUGCUCAGACAAGCCAAUUUGACAAGUACAAGAUUGAUGUUGCCGGCCUUCCUGCUUAUACAUACAGUCGAACUUCAAUUCAAGAAAUUGAACGGAAAUGCAGAAAACAUCUAACAAAAACAAGAUUCAGUGAACGAGACAGAGAAGCAUUUCUGUCUAAAGAUGUUUAUCUUUUUACAACUGUGAGACAAAAUAACAAGUUUAAGUUUGCCACUUCAAUGGACUGUCGCAUUGAAAUAAAAGAUAUUGCGAACACAAUUAACUGUACAUAUGCGCCGUGCGUUUUUGUUAUUCAAUAUAGGCAGCUCAGUAUCGUCGCCCAUAUUUUUGAAGAACUUCAGGAAAAGGGGUUGGAAUUUUGCGUCUUAAUACUUGGUCCUAAAUCUUGUAUUAAUGAUAUGCAAACUUUACACAAGCGGCUGGUCGCAUUCGCUUCGGAAAGCGAUGUCUUUAUAAUAGGUCAUCAAUCUUGGAUAACUGAUAUGCAAACUUUACAAAAGGGACUUGUCGCAUUUGCUUCGGAAAGUGAUAUGCAAGACGCUGUAGAUGAUCUUCUUGAAAGGUUUUCAUUUUCGGUAGUAGAAAAAUUGAUGGAGCAAAUGAGAUAGAUGCUAACA
This is a messenger RNA of Dreissena polymorpha, 1485 nucleotides long. RefSeq lists its product as uncharacterized. The transcript has 7 exons. Lineage: Eukaryota; Metazoa; Mollusca; Bivalvia; Myida; Dreissenidae. The record is from RefSeq and is a predicted model, not a curated record. Bases 1 to 1476 code for a protein of 491 amino acids.